Messenger RNA from Medioppia subpectinata, 1214 nucleotides. Lineage: Eukaryota; Metazoa; Arthropoda; Arachnida; Sarcoptiformes; Oppiidae. The record is from the annotation of a GenBank genome assembly.
GUCAAACAAUAGAGUAUUUAAAAUUAAAGCAGAAAUUAACUAUUGUUUGUUAGCAAGAAGUACAGUACAAUCUGUAUUACUACAAGCCAUAGACAAUGGCUGGCAAUAUGACAGCGGAAAGUGCGGCAGAUCUGGGGCUCUGUAUGAAAGACACGGCCAUACAGUUUACGGAACAACUGUUGUCCCUCUUCUACAUAUUGUCUCCUUUAGAUCACACCAAAGAUCACGCAAAGGAUGUCCCCAAUUAUGAAGUGGCCUUGUUUCCAGCGGCCGGUUUCCUGGUGGUGUUGGAACAGAUCAUUAGGUUCUUCCAGAAAAAAGACCUAUCCCGAUUCCAGGACAUUGUAGUCAAUAUAGGCUCGUUGCUGUUGUUCACGUUAACAAGAGCCAUAUUGUUAGGUGUGGUUGUUGUGGUGUAUUCAUACAUUUACGACAACUACCGCAUUGUGGACCUGCCGUUGCACUCAGUCUGGACGUGGCUUUUCUCGCUAUUGUUGGUUGAGUUCAUGUACUACUGGACCCAUCGGGCACUUCACGAGAUCAAUAUCUUUUGGGCGGCCCAUCAGUUCCAUCACAUGGCAGAGGACGUCAACAUUACCACAACCAUCAGGGACUCAGUGGUCGAUCUGGUUCUUUACGAUAUAUUCCCGAUGCCACUGGCGAUAAUAGUGCCGCCGCCCAUACUUAUAGUGCACAUCCAAUUCAGUCUAAUAUACCAGAUAUGGCUGCACAACGAAGUGGUGGGCCAUUUGGGGCCCAUUGAGUACAUAAUCAAUACUCCCCGUCAGCAUCGCGUACAUCACGGAAAGAAUCCCUACUGUAUUGACAAGAAUUAUGGGGCGUUUCUCAUGAUAUGGGACCGCAUUUUUGGCACAUAUCAGACCGAAAAGGAAAAGAUUGUGUUCGGAGUCGUCUCUCCGACGCCCAACACAUUUGACUCAAUGACCCUUCAGUUUGGCUAUUAUAAAGAUGUGGCCAAAAAGUUUAAUUCCGUCGAUGGUAUUGGCAAUAAGCUGUCGGCCCUAUUCAAGGGCCCGGGAUGGGGACCCGGCAAACCACGGCUUGGUUUGCUCAAAGAGGUGCCCGAACCCGAUCCGGCCGCUCCCAAGUACUCAUACGAUCCGUUUAUUCCGUUGUGGCGCAAGUUUUAUGUGUUAUUACACGGCACUAUCGUUUUGGUGGCAUUCAUACAAUUGGCCGAUCAUCCAUAUAUU